GCAUUUCUCAUCGUUUACGUCUCUCUAGUCUACCAUGGAGACACAGAGGAAGAAGCUUGCAAAGGUAAGCAUAAACUCACUUCCGGAUGAUUUGAUGAUGGAGAUACUCAAACGAUUUCGACUUAAAACCCUAAUCAGAUUCCUCUCCGUAUGUAAGCUCUGGGGUUCCAUAAUCCGCAGUCCCUAUUUCAUGAAAAUAUUCCUGAAUGAGUCUUUGAAAAGGCCCAAAAGUCUCGUCUUCGUAUUCAGAGCGGACUCUUUCUCUUUGCCUUUAACCUCUGCAUCUGUUCACUUCAAAAGUACACGUGAAGUAUCAUCAUCAUCUUCAUUUGCUUCUGCUUCUCCAGCCACUUAUCAUGUGACUUUUCCCGUCCGACAGCGCGCGACCGUUGCUCCUUCUGUCCACGGUUUGAUUUGCUAUGGACCACCUUCUAGCCUCGUGGUAUAUAAUCCUUGCACUAGACGAUCGGUUACCUUGCCCAGGGUCAGUGCAGGGAAGAGAGCCACAAACCAGUACUUAGGCUAUGAUCCCAUCGACAGUGUUUAUAAAGUGUUGUGCAUCGUGAGAAGAAUGCCUAUGCUGAGAAACAGACGCGGUUUAGCUGAGGAGAUAAUGGUUUUGACAUUGGAAAGUAAUGGGAGUUCUGCUUGGAGGAUGAUUCAAGGCAUUGUUCCUCCUCACUCUCCUUUAAGUGAGCAACUUUGCCUCAAUGGUGUUUUGUAUUAUCAGGCUUUUACUGGCACAAAACUAAAUGAGUGUGCAAUCAUGAGUUUUGAUGUUAGGUCUGAAAAGAUUGAUCUUAUCAAAGGACCUUGCAGCAAGUUUCGUAGCUUUUCAAAGUUGACAACCUACGAGGGGAAGCUGGCUGUUAUCUUCUUUGAAAAGAAAAUCAGUGGUAUUAUUGGUCUGUGGGUUCUAGAAGAUGCCUCUAAGGAGGAUUGGUCCAAGAAGACUUUUGCUUUGCCUAAAUUAGUUGCCUCCAAAACAAACCCUAUUUCUGAUCAUAGGUUUUGUGAGUUUCGCACCACCGACGCUGACACUGGUGAGAUUAUAUUUACACCAACCUUUCUGCAUUCAUCCGUACCUAGUGUUCUCUACUAUGAUCUGAAGAAAAAUAGUAUGAGAACUUUUGAAGUAGAAGGAAGAAGAACAGAGCAGUAUAUACGUUGUCAUUCAGACUCUGUCUCCUCUGCCCAGGUUGAGAAUCUCAUGUUUCUGUAAGAUCAGUUUCCGUGGUAUCAUUCAGUUCCCCAUCCCAUUUGCCUUCAAACAGUUUGUAGUUGUGUUCUAACAACUGGUUUUCUUAGACAGUUUUACAAUGAUCUAAUUUGUUUUUUUUAAGUUCAUCAAUCAUACCGACCAUCGUCUUAGGUUUUCAAUUGCUUGUAAUUUACAACAUUACCAUU
Camelina sativa (false flax) is the source of this 1407-nucleotide messenger RNA. Lineage: Eukaryota; Viridiplantae; Streptophyta; Magnoliopsida; Brassicales; Brassicaceae. The record is from RefSeq and is a predicted model, not a curated record.